Messenger RNA from Onthophagus taurus, 399 nucleotides. RefSeq lists its product as uncharacterized. Lineage: Eukaryota; Metazoa; Arthropoda; Insecta; Coleoptera; Scarabaeidae. The record is from RefSeq and is a predicted model, not a curated record.
UCUAAUAAAGAAAAUCACACCAAGAUGAAAGUUUGUGUCAUUUUUGUUAUUGCUUUAAUCAUAACUUGUGAAGCUUUAUCAGUUUCUCGUCAACAUACCAAGAAAUAUCAAAAUCAAGUUAGAGAUGGUGGAAAUGAAACAACAAUUGAUGAAUCAACAUGUAAAUUAAUUUGUGAACAAAUUUGCCUUAAUAAGAAAUCUGACGAAAAACGUCAUAAUAGAAAACAUCGUUCUGUUCGAGAUAGUACUAGUGAUUCGAUGGAUGUAUGUGCUAUGUGCAAAUGUGGUACUCUAACUCCUGUUUUAUCAUAUCAAACCGGAGAACCCCAAAAUCAAAGUGGCAAAAAGAGGCAUAAUGUACGAGCACAUCAUGUUUCAAAGAAGACUCUCCACCAAUAA